GUUAGAAAAAAGUGUCGGCUUUCAGACGGACCCAUUUCCAAGUACUUCUUUGCUGAGAGAUUACAACUAAAGGGGAGAAUUGGCUAGUUUUCUACAGAAUCACCUCACAACACUUCCCUUCCUCCUGUUUUUUAAAGGAGGGGAAAGAGAAACAAAGUUGUAUAAAGGAGAAGCUGGUGGCAAGAGUGUAGAGGAGUAGCAUAUGGCACUAAAAGGAGCACAGCUGGAGGUAGCAUUUCCAUCUGAACAUGAUGUCAGAGCAGCUGACAGACUGCCAUCCCCCAGUCUUUUCUUCUAACGCACAGACUGGGAGUUAGUGUGUGUGCGGAUCUGUGUGCAGGAGGAGGCAUCGCAUUCCCCUUCAACAUCUCCUCCACUUUGCAUCUGUCCCUCACAGUUUGAUUUUCUCUCUCUUUCUCUCACGUCUCUACCCUUUCAUUGAUUCGGCGAAGGGAGUUACAGCCGGCGCUACCACAACAGUGGACUUAAUCAAGUUGAUGCGUACUGCAGGUUAUGAAGACAGCAUGGAGUUUCCAGACCACAGCAGACAUUUGCUACAGUGUCUGAGCGAGCAGAGGCAUCAGGGAUUCCUUUGUGACUCCACUGUUCUGGUCGGUGAUGCCCAGUUCCGAGCCCAUCGUGCAGUGCUGGCUUCAUGCAGCAUGUACUUCCACCUCUUUUACAAGGACCAGCUAGACAAAAGGGACAUUGUUCAUCUGAACAGCGACAUUGUCACAGCCCCGGCCUUUGCUCUCCUGCUUGAGUUCAUGUACGAAGGAAAGCUCCAGUUCAAAUCGCUUCCAUUGGAGGAUGUGCUGGCUGCUGCCAGCUACCUCCACAUGUACGACAUUGUCAAGGUGUGCAAGAAGAAGCUCAAGCGGAAGGCCAUAGAUGAGGCCGACAGCACCAAGCGGGAGGAGGAUGCUUCCAGCUGCUCGGACAAGGUGGAGAGCUUCUCGGAAGGUGGAAGCACGGGCCGGCCGGCCACGGCCGACCUGCUGCAGAGCGACGACGAGGACAUGGAGAACAAACGGGACAGCCCUCAGGAGCCAGGGAGCAUGUGGAUGCGUCUGCCUUCCGACCGGACCGCGUCUCCCACCACUAGCCCCAGGGAGGCGGAAACACACGGUCCCAACGCUGGCAAAUCUCCUGCUGGCAGCCCCAGCAGUUCCACCGGCUCUCUGUCCCAUCGCUCAGCGGUGUCUCAGAGAGUCUCUGCUGACACCGAUUGUGUGCUUGACCUCUCUGUGAAAUCUGGUCUGGGUGGAGGUCCUGGGGAGACUAUUGCUGGCAACCCUUAUUUCUGCAGCUCUGUGACCCCAGACAGCCUCCAGAGUGCCUUGGUUCAAGUCAAGGUGGAAAAGGACACAGGCUCGGACGAUGACGAACUGGUGAGCGGCGACUACGAGAUGGAGCACAGCGGUGUCAAGGAGCCACCCAGCACCAACGGGACUCACAUCAGCCUCGUUGCACAACGUAGGUUGGGCCUGGAGGCUCACCUCUCGGCCCUGCGUGAGGCCUCACUGUCCACUGAGCUGGAGCAGGACAACAAAGGAGGCGAUGACGACACAGGGGACAGCGAGCGAGCACAUGAGGCCACGGGAGUUGAGAACUCCCUGUUGCCUUACGUCUCCAGCAUGCUGGGGGCUCCACAUACUCAGAUCUUCUUGUGCCCCUUAUGCAACAAGGUCUUCCCCAGCCCACACAUCCUGCAGAUCCACCUCAGCACGCAUUUCCGCGAACAGGAAGGCGUACGGUCCAAGCCGGCCGGCGAUGUUAAUGUCCCCACCUGCUCCAUCUGCGGCAAAACCUUCUCCUGCAUGUACACGUUAAAGCGCCACGAGCGGACACACUCGGGCGAGAAGCCCUACACAUGCACUACUUGCGGCAAGAGCUUCCAGUACUCGCACAACCUGAGCCGGCAUGCCGUCGUGCACACACGUGAGAAGCCACACGCCUGUAAGUGGUGCGAGCGGCGCUUCACACAGUCAGGGGACUUGUACCGACACAUCCGCAAGUUCCACUGCGAACUGGUCAACUCGAUCUCGGUCAAGAGCGAGGCGCUCAAUCUUCCCAUGGUCAGAGACUGGGCACUGGAAGAUAGUUCACAAGAACUGUGGAAAUGAAAGCUAAACUGAUAGCAGACUGUUUGAACUGCUUGUUAAUUUAAUGAGAGAGAUCUGAGUGGCAUUUUUUGGGGCAAGAGAGGUGAAGGUAAGAGUGGGGCGGAGUGACGGCCGAAGGGUCUGAAUCAGUCAUUUUUCUUGUAUGUACAUUGCAAAUCUGGUUGAAUUGCACUUUACUAGCACAUGAAAAUGUUACUACUGAUUUUCUUUUAAUAUAUUUUCUGGUCUCUUUAGGGUCUCUUUUUUUUUUUCCCCUGUUCUCCUCGGGGUUUUUAAAAAUAUGGGUGCUUCAAAU
Molecule: messenger RNA, 2421 nt
Organism: Sinocyclocheilus anshuiensis
Lineage: Eukaryota; Metazoa; Chordata; Actinopteri; Cypriniformes; Cyprinidae
Product: zinc finger and BTB domain-containing protein 18-like
Exons: 2
Coding region: 498-2126 (542 amino acids)
Biological process (GO): regulation of transcription by RNA polymerase II
Cellular component (GO): nucleus
Molecular function (GO): DNA-binding transcription factor activity, RNA polymerase II-specific; protein binding
Source: RefSeq, a predicted model, not a curated record